UCACAAGAAACUCUUACUUAUUGGAAGUAUGAAAACCAAUCAAUUUAACUUCUUGUGCUUUUAUGCACUUCUUCUUAUCUUUGUUGUAAAAACCGAGUCUUAUGAAGUUGUGAAAAAAAGAAAUUGUUUAUUUGCAGUUGAGAAAACAAAAAAAUCAAAGACGGACAUUGGGGUAGAUUGCUAUACAUAUUGGUCAAACAGAGGUGCAACUUGGAAAGCCAACGACAGGGGGAUGGGGAAUGGUUGGUUUGGAUGUGGAUUAGGAGGCAUAAAAGGAAUGGGAUACAAUAGUUAUUUUUGGUGGAAAGGCACAGCUUGGGGUAGUAGUGAAUGGUGGAAUGGUGGUGGAAAAGGCGGCGGUGGUGGAAAGGUUGGCGGCGGUAGAACAUGGGGUGGUGCUGGAUAUGUCAAACCUAUUUCCAGCUACGGAAAAGGUGGUGGUGCAACCGACAUAGAACCCCCUGAUGAUGGAAAGGGGACUGAUAUUGAUAAGGGGCGGUCGUGAAAAUGUUAUAGACUUUUACGUUGGUGGAGAAGGAGGUGACGGUUAGGGAGACCGGUCAUUGAUAAUAAAAAUGGUGGUGUUAUGUAAAUGUGACAUAAUUCAUAUAAUACUCUUCUCGAGAUAAUCAACAUUCUAAAAUUUGUUUUGUUCAUCA
Messenger RNA from Medicago truncatula (barrel medic), 659 nucleotides. Its product is annotated as glycine-rich cell wall structural protein 2. The transcript has 2 exons. The coding region runs from base 29 to 505 and encodes 158 amino acids. NCBI's taxonomy places the organism in Eukaryota, Viridiplantae, Streptophyta, Magnoliopsida, Fabales, Fabaceae. The record is from RefSeq and is a predicted model, not a curated record.